Messenger RNA from Syzygium oleosum, 935 nucleotides. Its product is annotated as protein AE7. Lineage: Eukaryota; Viridiplantae; Streptophyta; Magnoliopsida; Myrtales; Myrtaceae. The coding region runs from base 180 to 665 and encodes 161 amino acids. The transcript has 6 exons. Gene Ontology annotation, biological process: iron-sulfur cluster assembly. The record is from RefSeq and is a predicted model, not a curated record.
CGUUCCUCGGCACCCCCUACACCCCCCCGGUCUGAACCGCCGUCUGGCGGUCGUGCCCAUCUCUCUCUCUCUCUCUGCCGUUGUCGCCGUAGGGCAAGUUCUUGUGCGGAGCUACGCACUCGGAAGGACGCUGCAUAAAAAGGUCCAGGCUUUUCAUACAAGAACCCCAGGUAGCGAAAAUGGUGUCUGAGCUAAUCAAUGCCAAUCCCGUGGUGUACGAGAAGAAAGAGCGACGGGUUCGCAGCGCGCCGUCACGUGCCGAUGAAUACGCCGUCGAAGCCAUCGAUCAGCUAGAGAUUUUCGAUCAUCUCAGAGAUAUAAAGGACCCAGAACACCCAUACUCUUUGGAAGAGCUGAAGGUAAUCACUGAAGAUGCAAUCGAGGUAGAUGAUUCAAAUAGUUAUGUCAGGGUCACAUUUACUCCCACAGUCGAACAUUGCAGUAUGGCAACAAUAAUUGGUUUAUGCCUAAGAGUGAAACUUAUGAGGAGCUUGCCAUCUCGAUACAAGGUGGAUAUUAGGAUCGCGCCUGGUAGUCAUGCAACUGAAGCUGCAGUAAAUAAGCAACUAAAUGACAAAGAACGGGUUGCUGCUGCGCUGGAGAACCCUAACCUUGUGGACAUGGUCGAUGAGUGUCUGGCUCCUACUAAUGGCUUAGCUGGAUGAAAGUGAUUUCUGCUUGGUAAGCAAGGUCUGCCUGGCUAGGAUGUAUAGGUUAUUGCCCUGUUCGAUCAUGCGCUUGCCAUUUUCUUUCAUGGAGUGGCAUUGGCAGGUAGAUUUAGUAAAAGGGCCAUAAAAUAUGUUAAUUUAUGUUUUCUGUAACAUGUAAGCUUCAGUUGCUCGGAAAUAUUUGGAGCUUUGAAUAUGUACUAUUUAGCAGCCAAAUUUUGGUAUAGAUUGUGGUAAUCUGAUCUUAAAGCAUAUUCAUGUGGGGAA